CGCCCCGCGGCAAAGCCGGGCUGCAGCGUCGAGCUCGCCGUGCCGCUGGCGAUCCCAAGCGUGCUCGUGGAGACGUCCGUUCCUGUCGAGCCAUGGCAGCGGCAGCCCUCCGGCCUUGGUGCCUUCAGUUGAGGCUGCUGCUGCUGCUGCUGCUACUUUUGCUUUGGGCUGAUCCCGUGCGGCCCGACAGUAAGGUGUUCAGCAACCUGGACCAGGUACGGAUGACCUCAGAGGGCUCUGACUGCCGCUGCAAAUGCCUUCUGAGACCACUGAGCAAGGAUGCGUGCAACCGGGUACGAAGUGGGCGUGGACGAGCAGAGGACUUCUACACUGUGGAGACCCUGAGUUCAGGGACCGACUGUCGCUGCUCCUGCACUGCUCCUCCUUCCUCACUCAACCCCUGUGAGAAUGAGUGGAAGAUGGAAAAACUCAAGAAGCAGGCACCUGAGCUCCUCAAGCUGCAGUCUAUGGUGGACCUCCUGGAGGGUGCCCUGUAUAGCAUGGAUCUGAUGAAAGUGCAUGCCUACAUCCACAAGGUGGCCUCCCAGAUGAACACGCUGGAGGAGAGCAUUAAGGCCAACCUGAGCCAGGAGAACGAGGUGGUGAAAGACAGCAUACGCCACCUUAGUGAGCAGCUGAAGAGCUAUGAGAACCAGUCAGCCAUCAUGCUGAGCAUUAAGAAGGACCUGUCCAGCCUGGGCCUCCAGCUGCUGCAGAGGGAUGCGGCUGCUGUCCCUUCCGCUGCCUCAGCCUCAAGCUCUGACAGCAAAGCUCAGGACACAGCUGGAGGGCAAGACAAAGACCUCGACAAAUACGGCAGCAUACAAAAGAGCUUCUCAGACAAGAGCCUUGCAAAGUCUCCCCAGGAGAAGCAGCUGAAGGUGGAGAAGCUGAGGAAGGAGAGCAUCAAGGGCAGAUUACCCCACCCCACAGCCAGGCCACGUGCCCUAGCCCAGCAGCAGGCUAUGAUCCGAGGCUUCACCUACUACAAGGCGGGCAGGCAGGAGGCCAAACAAGAAGAACCGAAGGCCGCGGCUGACAACACCCUCAAGGGAACUUCCUGGCUGGAGAAAGUACCACCCAAGAUGGAGGCCAAGCUUCUAGAACCAAACUCCGUCAAACAUAAUGGAGUCAUGCUGAAGGCUUCAGAACGACCCAACUUGGCUCCUCACAUCUCUACUUCCACCCCAAGUCCUGCCACCACUCCCUGGCACACCGAGCCACCUUUGCAUCCAGAAGUCCCAAGCCAAGGUAAGGUCAGCUGUGAGGGCACCCUCCAAGCUGUGGACCCCCCUGUGAAGCACCACAGUUAUGGGCGCCAUGAAGGGGCUUGGAUGAAGGACCCUGCAGCUCUAGAUGACAGGAUCUACAUCACCAACUACUACUAUGGAAACAGCCUGGUGGAGUUUCGGAACCUGGAAAAUUUCAAACAAGGGCGGUGGAGUAACAUGUACAAGCUACCCUACAACUGGAUAGGCACGGGCCAUGUGGUGUACCAGGGCGCCUUCUACUACAACCGUGCAUUCACCAAGAACAUCAUCAAAUAUGACCUGCGCCAGCGCUUUGUGGCUUCCUGGGCAAUGCUGCCUGACGUGGUAUACGAGGACACCACGCCCUGGAAGUGGCGUGGCCACUCAGACAUUGAUUUUGCUGUAGACGAGAGUGGUCUGUGGGUCAUCUACCCAGCUGUGGAUGAGCGAGAUGAAGCCCAGCAUGAGGUGAUUGUGUUGAGCCGCCUCGACCCCCGAGACCUCUCUGUGCACCAAGAGACCACGUGGAAGACACGGCUGAGGAGGAACUCCUAUGGGAACUGCUUCCUGGUGUGUGGUAUCCUGUAUGCUGUGGAUACGUACAACCAGCACGAAGGCCAGGUGGCCUAUGCCUUCGACACCCACACAGGCACUGAUGCUCACCCACAGCUGCCCUUCCUCAAUGAGUAUUCCUACACCACUCAAGUUGACUACAACCCCAAGGAGAGGGUGCUGUACGCCUGGGACAAUGGCCACCAGCUCACCUACACCCUCCACUUUGUGAUCUGAAUGGGCACCUAUGUUCACAGGGGAGGGCAGUAGAGGAGCAGGGGCUGUCCCUAGCAACUCCUGCAACUGCUGUCAGUAUCAGUUGGGGGUGUCCUGGGCAGGUGUUAGCAGGUGACACUUGCUUCCCCUGCAGAAUGUUGUGCUGAGGGCUUUUCCUGCAUUUACCCUUCUGAUUCUUUCCACUGCUUCCUGUGGAGGCAGAGAUCCUUAAGCCCACUGAGCAGAGGAGGUGACUGAAGCCCCGCGGAGCAACAUCUCAGUCACAGUAGGGCAGGCUGUGUUCCCACGAUAGCCACAUUUUAUAGAUGAGAUGACCUCGUCUAGUUCGUCCCCUCUCCAGGACCCUUCCCACUGAGGUCUCUGGGUCCUCUGUGCUGAUGCUCUGGAGCUCCAGGCCCCUCUUCUGGUUGAUGCUGGCGACCUUGAGCCCAGAGCCUCUUGACCUGGGGUCAGCCACAAAGCAGGAACCACACCCUGAAGCAAGCACUGCCUCCCUCCGUAGCUACUUCUUGUCUUCCUGCUCCUUGCACGUUCUCAGCAGCUGAGAAGGAAAAGGCAACUCAGCUGUGGUAGGGUAGGGUGCUGGUCUGAGUUCCCGCCAUCUCAGCUCCUGUACCAGAAGCCUUGCUAGGCCUUGGCCAUCCAAUAGGCCUUGGAUCCUUCCCUAUCCUUUCCCAAAGGUUUGGGCCUGGGGUUCUUUAUGGGCCUUCAAAGCUAGUCUGUUCACACUCAGGGUUUGCCAGGAGUAAGGCCUUUGUCUCUGGAGAGUGUGGUCCCAAGAUGGAACAGGCUUCCUCUUCCUUGUCCAUCCUGAGCUGGUCGCUUGGUGGGCUGGUUCAAUUCAGUAGAUUCAGUAGGGAAUCUGGGAAAUACAGGACAGAGGGGUUCAGAAGAGACCUUGGGCCUUGUUAGGUUGCAGGACAAAACCAGGAAGUAGAAGCAGGGAAAAAUAGCCUGCAGUCUCAGCGCCAGGAUUUUCUUUGAUAGAGUUCACAGGGUUAUGGACAUACAAUUGUAUAAGCUAUCCUACAAGGGGAUUGGCAGCUGCCCUGGGGCUGCUUGUGGCUCAGAAUCUCCAGACACAGGCAGGCCUGAGAACAUGACCAUUUAAGCCACCUAUGACUGCUUUGGACAUUCUUUUUAAAGAUGUAGAGAAACUUUUUUGCCCAUCUCCUUGUUUUACCAAAGAAAAUAUAGGUCCCAACAGUUCUAGGGUAUGGGGUGGAACCAUCCAGGGCAGGGUAUGGCUGAUCUCCUUUGGGAAAGCUCUGUACUCUCCUACAGAUCCUCAGCACCUUUGAAGGUGUCUACCAACGACCCCUACCCGGACCCUGGGCCCUUCCUUGUGCCCUGGGCCCACUCCUAAGAUACCUGCAGUGGGUACCAGCUGCCCACUGUUCAGUGCUGAUAGGCAGAUUUAGGUUGUCUGUAGACUUCAUUUCCUCCAGACAUUGCUGGGUGAUGUUUUGCUUAAGGAAUAACUCAUCCUGAAAUAAAGAGGGACAGUGACACCCAGCCCAGCCAGGUCUGACUCAUAGUGGUAGCCACACCCAGCUGACCACCACAGGCUCCCCUUCCAGCCUCUUCAGAGAACUUGGAAUCCCCUGUUCCCACCCUCCCUCCCCCCAAAGCCUGUGCACACCCUGACCUUUCCCUUGGUUCUGGGUGUGGGUUUGUUUUUUUUUUUUUUCAAGACUGUGUGUUUUGUGAUGUAAUAGCCCAACCCUGUGAGAGGUGCUAAGGCAGCUGCAGCAGUCUGCGGGAAGGGAACACUAGGAUACACUGGUUUGAAGAGUAAACACAUAUGGCAUAGUUUCCAGGGGUGGGGCAAGGGCCUGCCAUAGUGACCAGUCAUCCUUCAGGUCCCUUCUGUUUCCAGCCUUUGUGUGCUCUGUGGUAAUACAGUUCAUUUCUUCAUUUUAGAUAGUCACAGUGCAUGCCAGGUGAGUCACUUGUCACAUAGGCUGGCAAUGGAAAGUAACCUGUUCCUGUUAUCUGAGAAUCAUCAGUGUCCUCAACGGAGAGGGCCCACGGGCAUGUGGAGGCAAUGACGUGGAGGAAUUUGCCUAUGAUCACACAGCAGUGUAGUCUAUGGCAGAGCAAGGGGGUCAGGGCUCCUCAGAGCAUGCUUUUUGCCAUCUUCAUGCCACGCUGUCAGCAAGCUCCAGGAGGGAUGUUAGUUGCAGCCAUUCAAGAUGGCCAUGGGAAAAGCCAGCUUGUACAGAGCUUUGGGUGCCAAGCCAAGGAGUGGAUACAGCUAGCCAAGUCUAGAACAAAAUGGUGUAAUCUAACAGAGCCAAGAAAAUUCUGACUGGAUUUUAUCCUGUUGGUGAUGAAAAGCAGGGAAGGAGUUUUGAGUUUGCCAGUUUGUGAGCUCUAAAGGAAAUGUGCCUCCCGCUACCUCACACACAAACUCACAGACACCUUCACACACACACACACACACACACCACAUACAUGCACACCCUUCACACACACCACAUACCUUGGUGUGUAUUAUGUUGGGCAAUGGGUACUUCCUAGGAGGCAAGGCCUGGGCUGUAUAGAACUGCCCACUGACCUUUUUACAAGGGCAAACCAUCUAGUGUCUGAACAACUCUAGAGGUGAGGAGCUUUGGCUUCCAUCACUAAUUCCUCUCCAGAGAUUGCCAGGCCUUGGGAGUGUUGGGGGUGCUAGGCAAGUGCUGGAUCACUGAGCCACUCCAGCCCCUCAGUCUUUGAAUCCCACUCUGGCGGGGUAGGGGGGGGAUGACCUCCACCUUGGGGCAGCACAAAAGGCGGGAACAACUGUGAGGUCCUGUAGGGAACUGUUCUCCCUGCAGCAUCAGAUAACCUUUGUGGUGUGAUGCUGGGCACUGUGUGUCAGUCCAGGUACAGGGAAUGGGGAGCCUGCCUCUUCCAUGCUGCUCUUCCCUAAGCCUGGGAGGGGCAUUAAAUUCCUGAGACAGCAGGGACCAAGGUUUAGUGAGGAUAGAAGACUUCAGGAGCCUUCCCUGCACCUCCAGAAUUGGGAGUCCCCUCGAUCUGUAGUCUCACCAAUCCACCCUGGAACCCCAAGAUUUCUCUCAUGGGUUAUGAGCCACAAGUUCCAAGAAGUUGAUCAGUGUGCUCAGGGCCAGGUAUGUAGCAUGUAGAAGUGAGAUCCAAACUAGGUCUCUAAACCAAAGUCCCUAACUGUUGUAAGUAGUCAUGGUUUAUGUUUUGUUUUUCUUGGAUUAGGCCAAUAGGAAGCUUAAAGACAAGUUUGCGAUCAUUUUGAACAUUUAACCGGCUUCAUUCUAGCCUUUUGUAUGUACCUUUACCCUGAUUUAUUUUUAUUCUACUGUAUUUAAUCUGUCUUAUUAAGGUGCACCAAGAUCUUUUUGCAACAGUGUGGCAUAUACAUAAAUAAAACUCAUGAAUA
Microtus oregoni (creeping vole) is the source of this 5442-nucleotide messenger RNA. It is a transcript of the gene Olfml2a, whose product is annotated as olfactomedin like 2A. The record is from RefSeq and is a predicted model, not a curated record. The transcript has 8 exons. Bases 93 to 2039 code for a protein of 648 amino acids. Lineage: Eukaryota; Metazoa; Chordata; Mammalia; Rodentia; Cricetidae. Gene Ontology annotation, biological process: signal transduction.